UUGGCCGGAUAAGUUUCUGGCACAGCAGGCUCCAUAGGCUGAUGGAUGAUUGGGUCCCUGAACGGUAUUGUCUGGGCUAGGUGUCUGGAUGGAAGCCCAGCCCAAUUCAUUACCUGGAAAAAUAACUCGUCUGAUAAGCCGAAUAAAUCUGCUUCCCAUCACUGUCAGGGGAAGUUGUGUUGUCCGGAGAGAAAUUCUGUCUCAGACAAUCUUGGCAGAGAAUAAGACAAGUUGCGGCAAACAGUUUUCGUGUGCUCAGACAUCAAGGGAUCCCCUUAAGGGGAACAUUUUCUGGAAGAACGUGGCAGAGCUUUUGAGGAUGCAUUUGUCGACGAGACUUUCAAGGACUCUCCAUGGACUCGCCUUGAAAAGAGACUGGAAGAUCAGCAAAGGGAUAAGGAACCAGAGAGUCUUGUGUGAGACAACCAGUGAAAAAUUUCAAAAUCAGGUAGCAACACUUCUCUUUUCCUCACCUCACCACAGGAUGUGUGAUGUGUGCAGAAAAGUGAACUUUCAUUGGAAAAUUUCCAUUUUCCUGUAUAAUGGAUAUUUCAGUAGCUUAAAAUCACAGGACAGAGUCGGGAGAAAACCUGAGGUGGCUCAUUACUUCUGCUCCUUUGAAACCAGACCACUCUAUGGUUCUGCAGAGUCCCAUGGAGGAUAUCCAGAACUGCUCAAUGGAGAGGAGUGUGUUAUCAUUUUUAAUUUACUGGCUGUGAAAAUUGCCCAGAGACCCAGAGAUUCCCAGGAUGUGAAUCUGAGGCCUGGUGGUUGA
Molecule: messenger RNA, 775 nt
Organism: Ornithorhynchus anatinus (platypus)
Lineage: Eukaryota; Metazoa; Chordata; Mammalia; Monotremata; Ornithorhynchidae
Exons: 5
Coding region: 89-775 (228 amino acids)
Source: RefSeq, a predicted model, not a curated record